AUGAGUGGUGUAGCUACACAAGUGUUUGCCCUAUCUCGCCUCACGCUCUCAUUAUUCGAAGAUUCAGGAUGGUACAAAGUUAAUUACGAUAAAGCCGAAGACAUGACCUGGGGACGUAAUCUUGGCUGCACUUUUGCUCAAAAAAGCUGCCUAACGUGGAUGAAGAAGAACCCGAGGAACCCGUAUCCCUUCUGCAGGAUCUACGAACAUCAGAGAUGCAGCUCCACUCGCAAAGCUAAACUUCGCUGUUCUUUGGUGGCCGAAAAUAAAACCCUUCCUGAUCAAUACAACUACAAUGUUAGGGGCUUGUAUCAGGACCAGAAGGGUAAAGAAAUUCUUGGUCAUGGAUCUAUUGAACUGGCAGAUUUCUGUCCUUAUUACAGGGUUUAUACCGAUUCUUCAAAAGAGGACAGUGAUACAAGGUGUACCUAUCCGGAUAACAUGCAUUAUAAUAAUUACUCAUUAGAGGUGAGCUGCAGCAAUUCGCGCAAAAAAAUUGAACUCUCCUCUCUAACUCGUGUUUUUUCCGGAUGUUUAAUAAAAGGGGCAUUGAACUGA
Messenger RNA from Cooperia oncophora, 558 nucleotides. Lineage: Eukaryota; Metazoa; Nematoda; Chromadorea; Rhabditida; Trichostrongylidae. The record is from the annotation of a GenBank genome assembly.